Phycodurus eques (leafy seadragon) is the source of this 8972-nucleotide messenger RNA. Its product is annotated as myb-like protein X. NCBI's taxonomy places the organism in Eukaryota, Metazoa, Chordata, Actinopteri, Syngnathiformes, Syngnathidae. Gene Ontology annotation, cellular component: membrane. The transcript has 26 exons. The record is from RefSeq and is a predicted model, not a curated record. The coding region runs from base 331 to 5325 and encodes 1664 amino acids.
AGGCGUGUGAGAGCAGCCGGGCUAAGAAUAACCGUCCAGGCGGGUAACGUUACCUCGACGUGUUGUGUUCUGUGUUCGACCCUGUGUGUGCGUGUCUCCCACCUCACCGUGCAAAAAUCAACCGCCCCGCACCUCGUUCCUCUCGGUCAAUGCCUCCGCACUGGCAGCUCCACACUCAUCCGCAAACUGCACUUCUUGAUGCGUUUUAUAGAUUUUUUUGUUUUUGUUUUUAACUUCAAAGGAAGAAGUGGUCAGCCAUGGAAUAAUUGACUUAUCUGGACUUAUUUUGUGCCAAAAUCAAAAGGAUUAUUUUCUGAAAAAGGGGUCAAUAUGGCUGACGGGGCCAAAAGCGCCAGUGGGUCCCCAGCAGAAGCAGCAUGUGACUCAAUCAAGUCCAAAGCUGUGAUGGUGCUGAACAAGCUUCGAGUGUCUGUGGAGCUGCUCGUCGCUCUGGCCGCUCUCUUGUGCUGGCUGACGGUGGGCGUGGUCAUGUUUGACUUUGUGGAGUACAAGGCAGUCCCAGACAUCCAGCACAUCAUGUCCGACCCGGUCCAAGCCGCGUAUGAUGCUGCGGAGGAAGUGUCCAAUCUCGUAAACAAGUUCCAAGAAUGCGCACCUGACUUAAGCGACCCCAUGUCUGCAGCCACGUACGCGCUGGAUGAAAUAGCCCAUGCCAAAGACGGAUUUGUGCGUUAUUUCUCCGACGAGGAAGACGUCUUCUACCUGAGCUACGUGGAUCCGGUGGUGUUGGGCAGACAACUUUUCCAUUCCACCAGCGACUGUGUGUGCGGGGUGGCGGCGUCCCUCAGGGACACGCUUUGUGUUGCUGUGGACGCCGUGUUAUACUCGAUAGGUCAAAUCAGUCAAGGUGCAAUAGACCCGAGCUUCGCGGAUCCAGUUCCGUGGUGCAGAGGCCUGUUCUCCUGCACCAAUGACUUUGUGUGCGCCCUGCUGGGCUCCAUUCAGCAGCUCCUCUGUGGGGUCUUGGACUCUGCUCUGGAUCUAGUUAAAGGAAGUGUCAACAUCAAGUUUUUGGACCCCGUGACGUUCGGCAGGAACGUCGUCAGUGUUGGAAAUAAAAUAACGGAUGGCCUGCGGGAAGUGAUGGCUGUCACCACAGACGGCGUAGUUGAUAUAAUCAACGACAUACAGGAAGUGGUCUACUUCAGCCCCUCCGCCGCCCUGAACAGAACCGCCGAAAUCGUCGCGGAGCAGUACCAAAUGCUCGUCGGCGCCAUUUCUGGGUCCCUGCCUGACGUUGCCUUCGACCCCGCGAAAGCUGUGGAAGACGUCGUCCUGGGACUGACAGACAAGAGGGAUUUGUUUGUGGCCUACAUGUCCGCCAUGCUUGUGGGUGAUCAAGCUGAACCUGUCACUACGCCGCCUGAGGAUGUCAACCCCAGAAAAGAUGAAAGCGCAACACCUCACUUGGACAGACAUAUGGUGAGACGCAAAGGUGAAUUUCUGCCGCCGUAUGUAAAAGUUGUCAAAGAAGCAAUGAAAAGACAGCAGACACCUAGAGAAGUUAAAGUUGUACUUAAAGAAACAACAAAAGAAGAGAAAACAGACAUCAAACAUGAGGAAUCACUUGCAAACAAAAUCGGUGAGGAAAAACCAAUGGAGAAGCUCAAAGCCAUCGUUAAACUCCUUACAAAAAAGACAAAAAAAUUGAAAGAAGAACCCUUGAGGAAGAAACCAAUAAAGAAGCCAAAAGUUGAGGCAAAGGCCACCAACGAUAAAAUGGAUUUGAAGAAGCCAUCGGUGGUAAACGUUUCCAAAGUUAAAAUGGCUGAAAUGGCUAAGGAAGAUAAGAAAAAUGUGAGGAAACCUGCCAAAGAAGAGAAGGAUGGUCUUACUGAGAAGCUUACAAAGGAGUCGCCAAAAGAAGAAAUUAAAGAUGAGACAUUACACAAGAAGGCGAUCCCAAAAACUCUCAAUGAAGUCAAAGGACCUUUUAGAAAAGAGAAGGAAGUGAAGAAACCUCAGAAAGAAGAGAAAGAGGUCAAAGAACCUUCUAAGAAAGCAAAAAAGGAGAAGGAGGUCAAAGAAACUAUUAAGGUUGUCAAGAAACCUCAGAAAGAAGUGAAAGCACCUUAUAUGAAAGAGGAAGAAGUAAAACCUGAAAAAGCUGAGAAGGAGGUCAAGGAAACUUCUAAAGAAGACAAGAAACCUCAGAAAGAAGAGAAGGAGGUCAAAGAAACUAUGAAGGUCAUCAAGAAACCUCAGAAAGAAAAGAAAGAAGUCAAAGAACCUCCUAAGGAAGUCAAGAAACCUCCAAAAGAAGACGUGGAGGCCAAAACACAUUCUAGAAAAGAGAAGGAAGUUAAAAAAAAACAGAAAGAAAAGAAACAGGUAAAAGAAACUUUGAUGGAAGCCUAUAAACCACCAAAAGAAGUUAAAGAACCAGUCAGAAAAGAGAAGGCGGUCAAGAAACAUCUGAAAGGAGAGAAAGAGAUCAAAGAACCUUCUAGAAAAGAGAAGGAAGUCAUGAAACCUCAGAAAGAUGAUGUAGAGGUCAAAGAAACUUCAAAGGGAGUGAUGGAGCCUCAGAGAGAAGACAAGGAGGUCAAAGAACCUUCUAAGGAAGCCAAGAAACCCCUGGAAGAAGAGAAAAAAGUCAAAGAACUUUCUAUGAAAGAGAAGGCAGUCAAGAAACCUCAUAAAGAAAAAAAAGAGGUCAGAGAACCUUCUAGAAAAGUCAAGGAACAGAAAACAUAUAUAGAGGUCAAAGAAUUUUUAAAGGAAGUCAAGGAGCCUCAGAAAGAAGACAAAGAGGUCAAAAAACCUUCUAAGGAAGCCAAGAAACCUCUGGCAGAAGAGAAAGAAGCCAAACAACUUUCUAAGGAAGCCAAGAAACCUCCAAAAGAAUUUAAAGAACAUUCAAGAAAACAGACGGAAGUUGAGGAACCUCCAAAAGAAGUGAAAGAACCUCAGAAUGAAGCCAAGAAACUGCCCAAAGAAGAGAAAGAUAUCAAAGAACCUUCAAAGGAAGACAAGAAACCUCCAAAAGAACUGUCUAGUACAGAGAAGGAGGUCAGGAAACCUAAGAAAGAAGAGAAGGUCAAAGAUUCUACCAAGGAUGAGAUGGAAGAGAAGGGUGAGGUCAGCAAAACUCCCAAAGAUCAAAAGACUGUGGAACCACUCAAAGAAGAACCUGAACCACCACCCACAGAGAAACCGCACAGAAAACUAAGAACCAUCGGUGCAUUACUCAAAGAAGUACCAGAGAAACCACUGAGAGAAGGCAAAGAAGAGAAGCGGCGUCCUCUAGAAGAAGUUGACAAAGCUCACAAAGAGGAGAAAGCCAUAAAGGAACAUCCCAAAGAAUUUAAGAAACUUCCAAAGGAGGAGAAGGAAAUCAAGAAACCCAUCAAAGCAGAUAGACAAGCAAAUAUAUCUUCUGCAGACCUAAAAGAACCUGAGAAACCACAUGAAGACAAGUCAGAAGUUAAGAAAUCUCCCAGGGAUGUUGUAGAAGUCAGGAGACAUCUCAAAGACAAGAGAAAGCCUUCUAGAAGAUUUUUCGAAGUCCAGAAAGAAGAGAACGAAGCAAAGAAUGCUACCAAAGAUAAAAUAGAAGGAAAGAAACCUCAUGCAAAAGUGAUGAUUUUCAGGAGAACUUCCAAAGAGCAUGUGGAAGCUCUCAAGAAACCACACAAAGAACUUAUCAAUGAAACAGAAGACAUCAAGAAGCCUCCCAAAGAGGAAAGGGAACCCAGGAAACAUCUUACAGAAGAGCUAGAGAAACAAGAGGUUGGGGCUACCAAGGUUACCACACUGGAAAAAGAGGAGAAGAAGCCACAUGAAGAACAUGAAGUCAGGAAAAAGUAUAAGGACGUCAAGAGAUCUCUAAGAAAACAGACAAAGCUCCUGGAACCAACCAGAGUUGAGAAAGACCUCAAGAAACCAUCUCAAGGAGUCCACAAGGAGCGUAAACCCCUUGAGGGAAAGGAGAAGAAGACACCUCCGAAGGUAGAGGGGACGAUACCACAUGAAGAACAAAUCAGCAUAUCUUUGAGAGAGGAGCAAGACAUCACAAUAUUUCUCAGAAAAGAGAAAAAGCUCCUCAAACCAAGCGAAGAAGAAAAAGAUCUCCAGAAACCUUCUCAAAAAGUCCCAGAGGCGAAUAAACCCUCUGAUAUGAAAGAGGAGAAGAAACAUCCUAAAGAAGAGAACAAGAUACCAUAUAAAGAAGACACCAGGAGAUCUUUCAGAGAGGAGAUGGAAGUCAAAAGAUCUAUUAUAAGACAGACUAGGCUCCAGACACCGACCACAGAGGAGAAAGACCCCAAGAAAACACCCCAAGACGUCCCUGAGGAGAUUAAACCCUCUGAGGUGAAAGAGGAGAAGAUUCUGCCCAAAGACUCUCGUGACGAAGCAAUGAUACACCCUAAAGGAGCAGGUGAAGAGAAGAAACCUUCCAGGAACGAAAAACCAAUCAAGGUGGCGGAUGAAACAGAAGAAAGGAAAUCAUCGAAAGUGCGUCCUCUCUGUAUGAGGGGGAGAAAAAUGACGAAACCUCCCAAACAGGAGAAGGAAGAACCUGAAGACAAUGUUUCCAAAGAAGUCAAGAAGCCCUUAAAGCCAAUACCAAAGGAAUCCUCUAAAGAGCUUUCAAAACAAUCCAAAAAGAAACCACAGAAGUUGUCCAGGCUGCUCUCGAAAGAUGUCCAAGACACAACAAUGGCCAUUGAAGAUACAAGUGACGCUUCCAAAGUGGACAAACAAAUCAAGAAGACUUCCAAAGAACAACCUCCACAGAAGACAGCCCCAGAAGUUCCUACGGUGGCAGUUAAACCAGAACCUACAAAGAAAGCUGCUCCAAAGAAAAAAGCCAAAGCAGUCAUCGUGAAAAUAGAACAAGAAGGUCUUGCAAAAAACAUUUCUGUACUGAAGGAGAGAGUGAAAAUAGUCCCAAUGAAGAAAGUUAUCGCAAGGCCAGAAAAGAAAGUCCAGGGGUCACCUGCCAGGACACCAGCUGACGACGUCAAAUUCAAGUCAAAACCAAGAGCUAGAGCAAAAGCGAAAGUGGUGCCACUCAAGAAAGUGCCUCUCUCAGGCGACAAGAGGAAAAAGGCCCCCUCCCUCCUCAAGACAAAAAAGCACGAGACCUCCAAAGAAAACCAAAAGCCCACAGCAGUGACAAAAGACGACGGAGUUCUGACAGAGAUACAAGAAAAAAAUAAAUCCGCAAAGGAGGAGCGAUCAAAAGCGGACUCAGACGACUUAGUCCGGGAAGACGAGCUGCCAUAUUUCCAGUGUUUCUUUGUGGACGAGGACGAAGGCCAGUUUCCCUUCUACGCAUUCUCGCCGCUGCAGGUUUGAGGCGGACCAGCCGAUGACGGCCAUUUCAGAGCCCGACAACACGCACCACCUGCAGAGCAGAGCAGAUGUGGCAUCUGUAAAGCUGACAUUGACACAGGAAUUUUAAAGAGAAUUGCCACAACAUAGAUGAGAAGUGGCAUCUGUAAAGCUGUCGUUUAGGCUGGAGUUUAAUGAUGAAUUAAGCUUUAUCGAGAAGGUGUGGCAUCUGUAAAGCUGACCUUCAUGGUUGAGCAGGGGAUUGUGGGUAAUUCUUACUAAUUGGGCAGAUCCAUUUGAUUUCAGAUUUGGUUGAGCUCUCCUACCAAAUAUGUGCAGCCAAUGUCAUUCCUUUACAUUUUUGUAAUUUCUUUUUCAUUUUACUUUAUCUUAUUGUUUUACUUUUAAUUGUAGUUUAUUUUGGAUGGGUGGGGAAGUUAUUUGAUUAUUUUUUUGUUUUACUUAUUUUAUUUAUUACGGAGUUAUUUCAUUUUUAUGUUUGUAUUUCUAUUUUAUUAUUUUGCUGUUUUAUUUUUGUUUUUUAGUUUAUGUUUAUUUUUUUGCUAAUUUAUUUAGCUACCCAAUAUUUCAUACAAUUUCAUUUGUAGUUGCUUUGUUCUUAGUUCUUUUAUUAAUUAAAAUUUUUAGUUAUUGUAUGUAUUUGCAUUUCAUUCAUCUAUUAUGAAGUUAUUUCAGUUUUGUUUUUUGUUUUAGUUUUUUCAUUCUGUUAUUAGUUAUUUUAUUUUAAGUCGUUUUAUUAUGUUUUUAUUUUUUGUCAUCUUUGGGGUCUUUUUUAAAUUUAUGUAGGUGUUAAGUAGUCAUGUUUUUAUGGUUUAGUUAUUCGAUUUAAUUAUGAGUUACUUUUUAUUUGUAGUUAUUCUUUUCCGAGUUAUAUUUUCUCCAUUUUGUUUUUUGUUAAUUUAAAUGUAGUAAUUUAUUUUUUGUUUUGUUUUUGUUUAUUUUUUUAUUCAAAUCUUCAAAAAUAUCUUAAUUCUUGAAGUCUGUAAACAAGUUAUUAUUUUAGUUUGUUAUUUGAUUGUUUAUUUAAUUGUAAUUAUUUGUGUGUUUAUUUUUCAGCUGCUUUAUUUAUUAUUAUUUUUAGUUAUUUUAAUGCAAUGGAUUAUUUACAUUGACAUUGGAAUUUUAAAGAGAAAUGCCGCAAUAUAGAUCAGAAGUGGCAUCUGUAAAGCUGUCCUUUAGGCUGGAGUUUAAUGAUGACUUAAGCUUUACCGAGAAGGUGUGGCAUCUGUAAAGCUGACCUUCGUGGUGGAGUUUAAAAAAGACACACCGCUAUAUGGAGCAGGCAUGGCAUCUGUAAAGCUGACCUUUUCAAAUUCUUAUGUUUUUAAUCCAAAAAACAACAACAAUUUGUUGUUAUUUAAUUUUUUCAUGAAAAAAAAUACAUUGACGAAAGGUGGCGCGAUGCAUCCUUUUAGCUGGACAAUUGGAUAGAUGAUCAUAUACUCGUAUACGGUGGGGCCUUGACAUACGAGUUCAAUUCGCUGGGUAACCACCCUCAUAUCUCAAAACACUUGUAUCUCAACUCACCUUUCCCCAUUGAAAUGAAUGGAAAUGCAAUCAAUCGGUUCCAGCCUCCUCAAAACACACCCAAAAUUAUUUGUUUUUAACAUUUUUCCAAAAAAGAAAAACUGCCCUCCACAGUAUUGCACUGUAUAAAAUAUUUGUUUUGUACAUAACCUGCAAACAGAAAAAACUUGACUGUACGUCUAUGUAUUAUCCUUCUUCUGCUAUUGGCCGUUGGCAAAGCAAUUCAAUGGCACAUUACUCCCACCGACUGGGUUUGUCCUUCCACUGCACCGAAACCAAUGUGACUUGAAGGUGGUAUUGUGAAGUGCGUUGCCACCAUCAAGGGGCGAGGGUGUGAUGCUCAAAUUCUACUCGUAUCUCAAGACGGAAAAUAGGUCAGGCGAAGGCCUGCAUCUCAAAAAAGGCACUCCUUUUUUGGUGUGUGUAUUCUUUUUAUCGUGUAUUUUCAUUUUCAAUCGUCCGGAAUGAGCAUGCUGCUUAUAUAUGAGAGUAGGGCCCGACCGAUAGAGCUUUUUUUAGGCCGAUCCCGAUUUCAAAAUUUGGCAGAGCGAAAUUCCGAUAACCGAUUAAGUGGCCGAUUUAUUGAAAAAAAAUAUAUAAAGAAUUAAAUCACUUUUUUUUGGUCCCUUAACGCUUACAACAAUAAAGAUAUGAAUUAUAGGCAGAACGUUUGACUUUUUUUUACAGUACUUUGUCCUUUUGUAUUUGUCUAACUCGACAACAGGGACAAAAAUCGACUUGAUUUAUUUGCCAAUUUUUGAAACCUUUUUUUUUAAAAUGUUUCAAUGUCGUUAUCUUUGUCUCAUGUUGUAACGUGUUAAUGUUGGGAAAAAAAAAAAAAAAAACGGCCGAUGAAUUGGUCGAGCCCUAUAUGAGAGCUCCCAAAACAUUCGGAUGGGGGAAAAAAAAGCUACCUAAAAAGUCUUAUUAUUAAAUCAGCAGACAUGCGCCAAUGUUUACGUUGGCUCACAGUGAACCCAUUUGAGUUCAUUUGGACUGUUUUGACCACCGCAGGUUGUUUUCCGUCUUUCCCUAAACAGACCAAAAAUGCACUGUCGAUGACUACUGAUGUACAUUACAUUACUAUGACAUCCAAAUGGACAAAAAGCACAGAAUUGUUGCACGUCGGCAGACGGAAUGCAGAGAUGGCGAGAUUUCUUUCUGAAAGAAAUGAAUACGACUAAUAGUACGCGUCGUUUUGAUGAAGCGGCGCCUUGUUUAUCAGCAGCCAGAACGGCAUCAGCUGUUGUUUGACAAGCUUGAUGACAGUUAAUGUAGCGUGAGAUGAUAAUCCUACUGUAACUGUAAAUCUAUAUAUUUUUUAAUCGUAAUGGAAAUAAAAACAAGUAGGACACGUCUUGUGUCAGUGAAUGGUGCACGCAAGCAAAAUGAACGUUGCUGCCCAUGUUUUGCAAUAUUUCUACAGAGAUGACUAUAUUUCGAAUCUAUUUUAUGACGUAUUGUAUAUUUAUUUUUUAGGUUAAACUUGUGUAAUGUAUGAGGUCAAAGCUACCUGAAAUCUGCAUGUGUGUGUGUGUGUGUGUGUGUACAGUUGAUAUAAAAGGUUUACACACCCCUGUUCAAAUGCCAGGUUUUUGUGAUAUGAAAAAAUUAGACCAAGAUAAAUAAUUUGGAAACUUUUUCCACCAUUAUUCUACGACAUAGUUGAAAAUUUUAAUAUUUUUGACUAUCACCAUUUAAAGCGCUUCUGAGCAACGCCAACUCCAAAUAAAGUUCAGCUGCUCUAGUGAGCUUUAGUAACGUUAUCUCAGCUGUUACGUCUCCUCUCAAAAUUGUUUUUUUUUUUUUUUUUUUUUUUUUUAUCAUUUGCGUUGUGCAGGUUACAGGUCACAUUAAUGGUAGGGACAUUUUUUUUUAAAAAUGAUUUAUCCACCAAGAUUUCUUGUUUUUGUUGUUUUUUUCACGGAGACCUGGCAUUUGACCAGGGGUUUGUAGAUUUUUUGCAUCUCCUGUAAAUGUAAAUACAAGUUUGAUCCUCACUGAGAAUAAGAAUAGAACAACAGCACCAUUGUGUCCGCUCGUGCUGCUUGGAUUUGACAUUCAAUAAAAGAGUCACGCAAGUCUCUAUUCAUGUGGAAUGUCUUUAUUUAACACAAAAUCUA